This is a messenger RNA of Momordica charantia (bitter melon), 1439 nucleotides long. RefSeq names its product putative isoprenylcysteine alpha-carbonyl methylesterase ICMEL1. The record is from RefSeq and is a predicted model, not a curated record. NCBI's taxonomy places the organism in Eukaryota, Viridiplantae, Streptophyta, Magnoliopsida, Cucurbitales, Cucurbitaceae.
UCUUCUCUUCUCUUCUCUUCGUCUUAAUUUCAUCUUUUUUCUCUCCCAAUUUUCCUCCCCUUUCCCCUCUGCCAAACAGGCAAAUAAAUCAAACCCAAAUAAAAUAAAACUGUUACACCUCAAAAUUUGGUACCAUAAAUCUCUCAUCAUGCCACUGAAACAGGAAGACAAAAACUCCACGCCCCUUUUUCUCUUGCGGGCUAGUCCGCCGGCCACCGCCUCCGACGACUUCAACCACCGCAGACGGCGGUUAUCGUCCUCCCCCACCAGCGGCACCACCUCCCACCGCCGUUCAUUGGGGCACCGUGUUGGCCGUGCUGUGGCCAAACCUUUUCUCGCCGCGAGCUUAUGCUUGAAACUUUUGAGAUGCUUUUGGAUAGGCUGCCGAUGGAUAGCAAGAUUUGUAUCCCUUGGAUGUUAUGUACUUUUUAUUUUCCCUGGUUUACUCCAAGUUGGAUACUAUUAUUUUUCCUCCACUCAGAUUCGCAGAAGCAUAAAGUAUGGUGAUCAACCAAGAAAUAGAUUGGAUCUGUAUCUACCAAAAAAUAGGGAUGGAUCAAAGCCAGUGGUUGCAUUUGUCACAGGUGGAGCCUGGAUUAUUGGUUACAAAGCAUGGGGUUCUCUUCUUGGAUUACAAUUAUCAGAGAGAGACAUCAUAGUAGCCUGCCUUGAUUAUAGAAAUUUCCCCCAAGGAACCAUGAGUGAUAUGAUAAAGGAUUCUUCUCAAGGCAUCUCAUUUGUAUUCAAUAAUAUUGCUGAAUAUGGAGGCGAUCCUAACAGGGUUUUUCUAAUGGGACAGUCAGCUGGUGCACAUAUUGCUGCGUGCACACUUGUAGGUCAGGCAAUUAAAGAGGCUGGUGGUGAGAGCAUUUGUUGGAGUGCUUCYAAGAUCAAAGCUUUCUUUGGUUUAUCAGGGGGGUACAAUUUGUUAAAUCUAGUGGAUUAUUUUCACAGUAGAGGUCUUUACAGAUCAAUAUUUUUAAGCAUAAUGGAAGGAGAAGAGUCCUUGCAAAGAUUUUCCCCUGAAGUUAUGGUGCAGAAUCCAAACGUUAAAGAUGCAGUUUCCCUACUUCCACACUUCACUCUAUUUCAUGGAACUGCAGAUUAUUCCAUACCAUCAAAUGCCAGCAAGAGCUUUGCAGAAGUGCUUGAAAGAGUUGGAGCAAAAGUGGAAGCAGUUCUAUASAAAGGAAAGACACAUACAGAUUUGUUUCUUCAGGAUCCAAUGAGAGGUGGCAAAGAUCAGUUGUUAGAAGAUUUGGUUGGCAUCAUUCAUAAUAGUAACACAGAAGCAGCUCUUUCCAAAGAUGCAAUGGCUCCUCCAAGGAGAUGCCUCGUGCCUCACUUUUUGUUGAAGUUAGCUCGUCGUGUUAGCCCAUUCUGAUUUUAUUAUUUUAUGCCUUCUUAUUAAAUGAUUUUUUUACCCAAAUAUAUAUGUA